AUGCUGUCAAACGGAAAGGCGGAUAUCCGUGAUCGGUCUAAAUCGAAUGAGAAGGAACAUGAUGCACGGAAUGAAUGUUGUUCCUUUGUUUCAUCGCAUAGAAGUUUUGUUUUGCCCAAGUCUGAAGAUAGAGAUAGAUAUGAAUCAUCCGCUGUGGAAGGAGAUGCGGCACUUGCCAUUUCAUCCCUAGCCUUCGUCUCGUAUAGGACAUUAGUUCAGGUCAGCCCCUUGGUUUGCUUCUUGAACUUGAACGACCGGUUGUUGAGUCUUAUUCCCCCAUAUGAUCUGAGAAAGCCUCUUCUUCGUAAGAAAGCUAGGGCUAAAGCUCAGGGAUGGAAGCCAAAACAAAGCGAAAGAAAACAACAUUCAAAGUGGAAUGUCUAA
Vicia faba (fava bean) is the source of this 384-nucleotide messenger RNA. NCBI's taxonomy places the organism in Eukaryota, Viridiplantae, Streptophyta, Magnoliopsida, Fabales, Fabaceae. The record is from the annotation of a GenBank genome assembly.